Chanos chanos (milkfish) is the source of this 2301-nucleotide messenger RNA. It is a transcript of the gene itgb3a, whose product is annotated as integrin beta 3a. Gene Ontology annotation, biological process: platelet aggregation; cell adhesion mediated by integrin; integrin-mediated signaling pathway. Gene Ontology annotation, cellular component: focal adhesion; cell surface; integrin complex. The transcript has 15 exons. Gene Ontology annotation, molecular function: integrin binding; fibrinogen binding; fibronectin binding. The record is from RefSeq and is a predicted model, not a curated record. NCBI's taxonomy places the organism in Eukaryota, Metazoa, Chordata, Actinopteri, Gonorynchiformes, Chanidae. The coding region runs from base 1 to 2301 and encodes 766 amino acids.
AUGGGCUCUAACAUCUGUACUUCUAGAGGUGUACACACCUGUAAAGAGUGUUUGUCCAUCCAUCCCACCUGUGCUUGGUGUUCUCAGGAGAGUUUUGGACAGGUUGGAUCCAGCGAUUCCCGCUGUGACCUGAAGGUCAACCUCAUCAACGUGGGCUGUGACUCCAAAGCCCUCGAGUUUCCAGUCAGUCAGGUGACCGUGGAGGAGGACCGCCCACUCAGUGACAAAGCUGCAGGCUCAGCCAAUCAAAUCACUCAGAUGCAACCUCAAAAACUUCGUCUGACACUCAGACCGGGAGACCCACAGCGCUUCACUGUGACGGUCAGGCAGGUCUCUGACUACCCGGUUGACCUGUACUAUCUGAUGGAUCUGUCCUAUUCCAUGAAAGACGAUCUGGAACGUCUGCAGACGCUGGGGAAUGACCUGGCCUCUGCAAUGCAGCAGAAGACCAGUAACCUGCACAUGGGUUUCGGCGCGUUUGUGGACAAGCCCCUCUCCCCUUACAUGUACAUUGCUCCUGAGGAGGCUGUCUCAAACCCCUGCUUUGGGAUAAACACGGAGUGUCAGGCACAGUUUGGCUACAGGAACGUGCUGUCCCUGACAGAGCAGGUGGAACGCUUCACGCAGGAGGUGGGCAAACAGGAGAUCUCCCGAAACAGAGACUCGCCCGAGGGGGGGUUUGACGCUAUCAUGCAGGCUGUGGUGUGCAAGGAUAAAAUCGGCUGGAGACCAAACGCGACCCAUCUUCUGGUGUUCACGACAGACGCUAAAACCCACUUUGCUCUGGACGGCCGAAUCGCCGGGCUGGUCCGACCCAGCGACGGGCAAUGCCACAUGGACCAGAACAAUAACUAUGACAUGUCAGCGAUUCAGGACUACCCCUCACUGGCGCUGAUGGCAGAGAAACUGUCGCAGAACAAUGUUAACCUUGUCUUUGCCGUUACAACCUACGCCAUGGACCUCUACCGCGACAUCAGUCAGCUGAUCCCUGGCUCCACAGUAGGACAGCUGUCUCGUGACUCAGGAAACGUCAUCAAACUCAUCGUGGACGCUUAUGACAGGGUCAGGUCAAAGGUGGAGCUGGAGGUUCUGGACUUGCCUGAGGAAUUGUCGCUGUCCUUCAAUGCCACCUGUCUGAACGGACAGGUUAUCCGCGGAGUCCGUUCCUGCUCUGGACUCAAGACCGGGGACUCGGUGUCUUUCAGUGUAGAGGCACGAUUGGUUGGUUGCCCUAAACAGAGACGCAGCACUUUUACUCUCAAGCCCCUGGGUUUUAAGGACACUCUCCAAGUCACCGUGGACUUCCAGUGUAACUGCGGUUGCCAAGACGACGCCCAACCGGCCAGCCCUGCCUGUCACUAUGGCAACGGGACCUUUGAGUGCGGCAUGUGUUUGUGUGACCCCGGGCGGCUGGGCCCGCGCUGCGAGUGUUCGGAGGCGGAGUACAGCCCCAGUCAGCAGGACGUGUGCAGCCGCGCGGAGGGGGAGCCCGUCUGCGGCGGGCGCGGGGACUGCGUCUGCGGACAGUGCAGCUGCCACGUGAGCAGUUUUGGGAAAGUUUGGGGCAAAUACUGUGAGUGUGAUGACUUCAGCUGUGUCAGGUUUAAAGGAGAGCUCUGCUCAGGUCAUGGGGCGUGUGAGUGUGGUGUGUGUAAAUGUGAAGCUGAUUGGUCAGGAGAAUACUGUAACUGCUCCACACAGACGGCCACAUGCAUGGCCGGUACAGGGCUGCUGUGCAGUGGGCGUGGCCAGUGUAGGUGUGGCUCCUGUGAGUGUACCCAGCCUGGUGCUUACGGCAUCACCUGUGAGAAAUGUCCCACCUGCCCUGACGCCUGCACCUUUAAAAAAGACUGUGUUGAAUGUAAACACUAUAAGAGAGGAGCUUUGUUUGAGAAGAACUGUGACCAUGUCUGCAGAGACGAAAUCCAACUGGUCGACGAACUAGCCUUCUAUGAGAAAAACUCCGUCAACUGCACCUAUAAGGAUGAGGACGACUGUGUCCAGCACUUUCAGUAUUAUGAAGACGCCAGUGGAAAGUCCAUUCUCUACCUUGUCAAAGAGCCUGAGUGUCCUAAGGGUCCUGAUACCCUGGUGGUGAUCAUGGCAGGUAUUGGGGCAGUCCUGUUGCUGGGUCUGGCAGCGCUGUUGAUAUGGAAGCUGCUGGUCACCAUCCAUGAUCGCAGAGAGUUCGCUAAGUUUGAGGCAGAACGCGCCAAAGCCAAGUGGGAUACGGGCAACAACCCACUGUACAAAGGAGCUACGUCCACCUUCACCAAUGUGAUGUACCAUGGGAACUCCUAA